AUGAGUGCCAGGAUACCAAAGGAUGUGACACUUUCUCUUCCACCUUGUGUUUUAAACAGGACAUCUUUCUUCUACAAUGGCACCUGCAUUAAAGAAAUUGAACAACUAUUUCAGUCUUUCUCGUCUACUCUUGUUCUUGUCAUUUUGGUCACGGUAAUUUUCUGUUUGAUAGUCCUUUCUCUUACUACCUUUCAUUUUCAUAAGAACAAAAUGAGAAAAAGAAAAAUGGAAAAGGCACAGGAGGAAUACGAACGAGAUCAUUCAAACCCAAAAGAAGCAUCUCCUAUCUCAAAUGAGAGAGAGACAGUGGUGGCAAGAUUUACCAACGAAGACACUGGUUUAGUUACUUCCCUUGGCUCCCACCAAAAUGCACAGACUGAUCGAAUAACUAACUCCAGGAAUAACUCAUGCACAACUGGAUCUCAUACAAAUGUGUCAGGUUUAGACGAAACAAACGAUGACUUUUUCCAGAGGGUGGUGGUUUCCUGA
This is a messenger RNA of Protopterus annectens (West African lungfish), 489 nucleotides long. RefSeq names its product chromosome chr5.part0 C11orf87 homolog (gene CCHR5.PART0H11orf87). Bases 1 to 489 code for a protein of 162 amino acids. The transcript has a single exon. Lineage: Eukaryota; Metazoa; Chordata; Ceratodontiformes; Protopteridae. The record is from RefSeq and is a predicted model, not a curated record.